AUCAUAUUUUGAUACUUUUCAAAAUCGAUUCAAUAAGUUUAAAAAGGUCUUUAAAAAACGAUAUUUCUGGAAAGAAAACCUUAUUUUCAAAAAAAGAGACCCUUAUGUUAACUCAUAAUUUUAUUUUAAUAAUUUUAAAGAUACUUUAAACACAGUAAAUUCAUUUACUUCUCUGGACUCUGGAGCUGGUGAUUUGAGUUACUCAAAUCAUUCUCAUUCAUCUCUCUCCCGAUGGCUCAAAGAUUCAUGGAAACUUACGGUUAUGAUAUGAUUUUGGGCUCAAUUGCUGCGUUUUAUGUGGUUAUGAUACCCUACACCAAGGUUGAAGAAAGCUUUAAUGUCCAGGCUAUGCAUGACAUUUUGUAUCACCAACAUCACAUUGAGAAUUACGAUCAUUUGGAUUUCCCUGGAGUUGUUCCUCGCACAUUCAUUGGUGCAUUACUGGUAUCAAGUUUGGCAUCUCCGCUCAUAUAUGUGAUGAAUUUGUUGCAGUUACCUAAGAUUUAUGGUCUUUUGGCAGUUCGUUUGGCAUUAGGCUGCAUCAUAUUGUUGACAUUACGGUUUUUCCGUGUCCAGAUUAGAAACAAGUUUGGCCGUCAAGUUGAAGCUUUCUUUGUGAUAUUUGUCUCCAUCCAAUUUCAUAUGUUGUUCUACUGCACACGCCCUCUUCCUAAUAUUCUGGCAAUGGGUUUAGUUAAUAUGGCAUAUGGAUAUUGGUUCAAAGGGAGUUUUUAUGCAGCCUUAAAUUGUCUGAUUUUUGCUACAGUAGUCUUCCGAUGCGACAUACUGCUGCUGCUCGGUCCUCUUGGCUUAGAACUCUUGCUGACAAAUUCAAUUUCAUUCUGGAAAGCACUCAGGUACUGCAUUGGAGCUGCCUUGUUUUCCAUAGGUCUUACGGUAUUAGUUGACUCAUUUUUAUGGAGGAAGCCAUUGUGGCCCGAAUUUGAAGUUUUUUGGUUCAAUUCUGUUUUGAACAGGAGUUCCGAGUGGGGUACACAAUCCUUCCACUGGUACUUCAGUUCUGCGCUUCCACGGUCCUUGCUUGCUGCAUAUCCUCUUUUUGCGUUAGGAGUUUUACUUGAACGGAGGCUUUUAUUUUAUGUUCUUCCAGUUUUUUCGUUCAUAUUACUUUACUCAAAGCUUCCACACAAGGAGCUCCGGUUCAUUAUUAGUUCUAUUCCAAUAUUUAAUUUGUCAGCAGCAGUUGCAGCUAGUCGAAUCUACAACAAUCGGAAGAAGAGUCUCUGGAAUCUGCUUUAUAUCGUGAUGCUUGGAUUGCUCAUUAUCAGUCUCGGAGGCACUAUGACAACUUUUAUGGCAUCGUAUGAAAAUUACCCAGGUGGCAGUGCCUUAAAAGAAUUGCAUAAUUUUGGUUAUGUCACCAACAGUACAGAUGAAGUGCGAGUUCACAUAGAUACGUUCUCUGCAAUCAAUGGAGUAUCCAGAUUUUGUGAAAAUGGUUUCCCAUGGAGGUAUUCUAAAGAAGAGGAGAUACCUUUGGAUGAAUACUGUCACAGAAAUUUUACGUAUCUUCUGAAUGAGCACCACAAUAUUAAAGGAUUCAAGUGCUUAUUUUCUGUAAAUGGUUUCUCGCGUCUUCGACUUCAAACUGGUUUUCCACAGGUUUCACUGAUCACAGAGCCAAAAGUGUAUGUUCAUGGAAGUAUUACAAACAAGUACAUCACCCAUCAAAAUUGGCCAGGUUGUAUAUAAACUGGCCAAUAAAAAGGUGAUGCCAGCGACGUGUCUGCGAAUAUCCCGUCUUCACCAAGUGCCCAAGAGAGCUUCAGCAUGAUAACACAAUUUCUUGUGAGACUACAACGUUUAUGGGAUUACUGCCCAGCUGACUGAUGCUGAUCUGAAAUGACUGGGUGAUGACGGUAAGUGCUAAAACAAACCUUCAACAGAGCAGUUGACUGUCUUGUUCUUUAUAAGGAUUCAAGCUCCUAUACUUCUUUGUAUGUUCUAUAGUCUAUACCAUACAUAAGAUAAUUUGUGCAAGUAAAGUGUUGUCUUAUUGUUAGCUCCUGAUAUAGGAAAGUAGUGUACUUAAAUGGUAGGUAUCAGGCACCAGUACAACAUUGUACAUUUGUUGUUUUACUAUCAAAAUGUUGUAUACUAUACUCUUAUGCCAUAAUUAUACACCCAAUGUUUGUUAA
Daucus carota subsp. sativus is the source of this 2159-nucleotide messenger RNA. Its product is annotated as dol-P-Man:Man(7)GlcNAc(2)-PP-Dol alpha-1,6-mannosyltransferase. Gene Ontology annotation, biological process: protein N-linked glycosylation. NCBI's taxonomy places the organism in Eukaryota, Viridiplantae, Streptophyta, Magnoliopsida, Apiales, Apiaceae. Gene Ontology annotation, cellular component: endoplasmic reticulum membrane. The coding region runs from base 232 to 1713 and encodes 493 amino acids. The transcript has 20 exons. The record is from RefSeq and is a predicted model, not a curated record. Gene Ontology annotation, molecular function: alpha-1,6-mannosyltransferase activity.